Ictalurus punctatus (channel catfish) is the source of this 2123-nucleotide messenger RNA. RefSeq names its product major facilitator superfamily domain containing 9 (gene slc67a2). The record is from RefSeq and is a predicted model, not a curated record. Gene Ontology annotation, biological process: transmembrane transport. NCBI's taxonomy places the organism in Eukaryota, Metazoa, Chordata, Actinopteri, Siluriformes, Ictaluridae. Bases 72 to 1439 code for a protein of 455 amino acids. Gene Ontology annotation, molecular function: transmembrane transporter activity. The transcript is spliced from 6 exons.
UUGUCCAGGCGGUGAAGAGAGAAACUCGGCUGCAGCUUCCGCGUUGACUGCGGCGGGCUGUGAGCAGGAGAAUGAGCCACUCUGAAUGUAAUCAUUUCCACACAUCUAAGCGACCCGCAUGGAUUCUAACAUGCAUAUACAUAGUUGGGUUCAUGGACCUCUUUGGGGUCAGUAUGAUCAUCCCUCUAUUGAGUCAUCACGUGAAGGCAUUAGGAGCAAGCCCGAUAGUCUCCGGAGUAGUGGGGUCUACUUAUGGGGCUUUACAGCUUUUCUCCAGCACUUUAGUAGGCAGCUGGAGUGAUGUAGUGGGGAGGCGCUCUUCUUUACUGACCUGCCUUCUGCUCAGUGCUUUCGGAUACGGCCUUCUGGGGAUGUCCACUUCUGUUGCCCUGUUUGUGCUGGCCCGAAUACCCGUGGGGCUUUUUAAACACUCCUUGUCCAUUUGCCGAGCUCUUCUGUCAGAUGUAGUGUCGGAGACAGAGCGCCCCCUGGUGAUGGGUCACUUUAAUGCAGCUUCCAGUGUGGGAUUCAUCCUGGGCCCAGUGGUAGGAGGCUACCUCACUGAACAUGAGGGAGGAUUUUAUAUGUCCUCCUUUGCCUGUGCAGCUAUCUUCCUCCUUAAUGCAGGUUUGGUCUGGAUGUUGCCAUGGAAUGAGAUUUUAAACCACCGUUUCGAUGCUAACAGGAACAGUAAAAGCAGACAGUCCUAUGACGGGUUGAGAAACUGCGAUGGGAAACAUCACGGUUGUCCUUCCACCACUAAAACCUGUCACUCUGCUGUAUCUCAGUGCAAGGACUGGGGUAAUAUGGCUCUACACCAGCUGACCUCAGUAGGAGCACAAAUCCGCAUGGUGGCUUCUUCUGACAUGUGGGAUGUAUUCCUGGUGCGUCUGCUAAUGGCGCUGGCAAUCAUGCUUUACCACAGUAACUUCUCUCUGGCCAUGGAAGAGCGCUUUCAUUUGAAACCUAAAGUGACAGGCUACAUAAUCAGCUACAGCAGCAUGCUGGGUGCACUGGCUGGGUGCCUGGUGGGCCCCAUGACUCGUCUGUACAAAGGCAAUAUGUCUGCCCUGCUGCUGCACUCCACAGCAUUCACAUGCUCAUUGAUCUUCCUGUAUGCCGCAGCAGGCAGCGUCUGGCACGUGCUGCUCUCCUCCACAUUCUUUGCCAUCUCUACCAGCGUGGGACGCACCUGCAUUACAGACCUGGAACUGCAGCGUGGAGGCAAUGCGAGGGCCAGUGGCACCCUGAUUGGUGCAGCACAGUCAGUGACUGCAGUGGGGCGCAUAUUGGCCCCGCUGCUUUCGGGCCUGACUCAGGAAAUCAGCCCAUGUGGGCCACCAAGCCUUGGCGUGCUGCUGGCUCUCACAGCUCUGGUGCUAGUGCAUGUUAGGACUCCAAAGUGGGCUAAGAUAAAGGGCAACAAUGCCAAAGAGUGAUUGGACAGAGGUUCAAAGCCACACAGAUUUAAGAGAACAAGGGGCAUUGUCGUGGCAGCUGUUGAAAUCGGAAGUUAUCGGAGUAUGAAAUGAGUAGGUUUUUGGAAGUGUAUUGCAGGAGACGCGAUCGGCAGCAGCGUAGCCACGGAUGCCUCUAUACACACACCAGGAGGACGUACCAGACCAGAGGAAGACUCUAGGACAGAUUCAUAUCUGAUACGACUACUUACAGAACUUGUUUUGAGUGUUUAUUUUGAGUGCUGGUGACGUAAGUCUUAUAGAAGAUGGAAAUUCUGUGCAUAAGGUCUGUUUCUAGUAGCUGCUCCUUUUAGUUACUAAUAAGUUUAAAUUGAUCUUUUUUUUAACAACAGAAAACCCAAGUGUUCAUAUAUUUUUUAGCAAGUAAUAGUACAGUGCUGCAGCAGUUAGCAUUGCUACCUCAUGGUUCCAGGGUUUGUUCUUGAGCUCGGGUUACUGUCUCUGAAGUUUCGCAUGGCCUUCACGUUUCCAUGGUGAUUUCCUCUUGGUUUCCUCCCACCUCUAAAAAAUAGGUGUUUGCACAAGGUGCCAGGUGAUGGACCGGAUUUCUGCCUUUGCCCAGUUUUCCUGGCAUAGGCUCUGGAUCCACUAUGACCCUGACCAGGAUAAAGCAGCUACUGAUGAUCAAUAAAUGAAUGAAUGUUG